This is a messenger RNA of Cydia fagiglandana, 1479 nucleotides long. RefSeq names its product keratin, type I cytoskeletal 10-like. The record is from RefSeq and is a predicted model, not a curated record. The transcript is spliced from 6 exons. Bases 1 to 1374 code for a protein of 457 amino acids. Lineage: Eukaryota; Metazoa; Arthropoda; Insecta; Lepidoptera; Tortricidae.
AUGUCACACACAGGUGACGAAUUCGUUGGUAGAAAGAAACGUAAAGGAGGGGGUGGAGGUGGGGGUGGUGGAGGUCACGACGACGGCAAGAAGAAGAUGAUGAUGAUGGCGAUGAUGUGUAUGAAGAUGAAAAUGAUGAUGAUGAUCCCGGCGAUGAUGGGCAUGAUGGGAAUGAUGUCAUUCAAGGGCAUGAUGUUCAGCAUGAUGACCUUCAUGAUGUCAAAGAUGAUGUUAUUAAUGAAAAUUCUCGAAAAGAAAGGGGGUGGCGGUGGAGGGGGGGGCGGCGGCGGCGGCGGUGGUGACGGUUGGGCAGCAGGAGGCGGCGGCGGCGGAGCCUGGAUGCCAGCAGGUGGACAAGACUACGGCGGCGGCGGCGGCGGCGGCGGUUACGACGCAAACGGCCAAUGGCAAAGCAGAUCCAUCAUCGAAAACGAAAAAAACGAACCCAUAAUAUCUUACGUCACGCCUUUAGUCAGAUAUAAUAACAAUGCAAAUGGAAAGAAACCGUAUUUUACGAUUAAAAAUCUAAACGACGAGGUUAUUAAAGCGAAUGUUCAAUCGAGAGAAAGGAGAGAUAUUGUCAAUGGGUUAGAAAGUCAAAAACAAAAGAAUAAAGAAUCAAUAUCAUACGUUUCGACUGAAAAUCAAAACGACCAGUUUAUACAAAAUGCAAAAGAGAAAUCAAUCAAAACGAUAUCGCUUAACGACGUGUUGCAAAUCCAAGAUAUCAUAGAAAAUGCAGAAGUUGAACCCAAUGAACCUCUUUUAGAGAAUAAUAAUAAUAAAGCAGAGGAAGAGAAAUAUUCAAUACUAAAUAAUAUAAACGACGACAUUUUAAACGUGAAUAGUGCACCAAGGGAAAGAAGAACCCGGGAUAACUUGCAAAGUCAGUCUACUAUGAAAAACGUAGAAAAAGAAACGUACGAUCCAAUCAUAUCAUACAUUACACCGUUAGUAAGAUAUAACUCUAACGGAAAACCGUAUUCAAUAAUAAAGAACCUAAACAACGAAGCUAUCAAAAGAAAUAUCAAAUCAAGGAAGAAGAGAGGAAUAAUCGAUGUCUUACAAAAUACUUACCAGUACUGGAUUAAUCAAGUUCUUGGGCGAUAUAAAAACAAACUCAACUAUCCAAAAUACAAAAUUGUAAAUGGAGUGAAGUAUGUUUACUAUCCUUUACGGUAUAUUCAGAAAGCAAAGAAGCCUAAAGUUUUAACUGACGGUAAGCCAGAAGAAGUUAAAACAAUAAUAACGGCUGAGGAUUUCAAUAAAGGGGAAAUAGUAGAAGGGCCUGUUGAAAGUAGAAUGCAUAAGAAGAAGCUUACAAAAAUGAAAGACAAUGUAAGUGAGACGGUUGAUGAUAAUCCGUGGGAAUGACUAUAUUAUUUGAUGAAGUUUUAUGUAUUGGAAAACAUAGUUGAACCAGACUUCAGAGCGUUUAUAUUUUUGUAAACAAAUAUAUUUUGAGAUACAUACCUACUU